CAGCAAUAGCUCAGCGCGAAGUGCUGUGCGCCAUGGCGCGUAGCUCUUUGAAGCUCACACCGGCCCUUUGGGCUCUUUGGGCCCUUUGGGCCCUUUUGGCUGGGUUUGCCUUCGUGACACCGACCGUGCGGCUGCGUGGCAUGCGUGGCACCCCCGAGAGCCUCAUAUCCAGCGGAGCACUGGUGAAGGAGCCUGCACCACGACUGGGGCAAGGCUACGCCGCGGUGUCGGUUCUAACGCUGGUAUCUUGGACCCUGUGCGCUGUGAUGGCCCUGGCACGGCACCCCGCGGUCAUCAAGCUGCCAUUGAGGCACAAUGUGCUGACUGUAGCUCAGGCACUCACACCGUUGCCUUUGGGCUGUGCAGUGCUUGGGUCUCUGACAAACUCAGCUAGUACAGAAGGGUGGUGGGCAAUGAACAGGAUGACCUAUCGCCGAUUGAACUUGGCGAUUUUCAUGCUGUCUCUGUGGCUUGCAGCCGCCACAGCAUUUGCUCCAAGUUUCGCAAGAGGCUAUCAGCUAUAUCCCAAGGGCUUUGCAGUGGGCAUCACGCUUUGCCAUUCAAUUUGUGCGGCCUAUUGCCUUACAGUGUGGCUCAAAAGCGUGAUGCCUUCGCCACAGCCUAUUGCAGGACACUACCUGCCACGCCUUGUUCGUGGCAUUGUCGGGUCCUUCUGGGCCUUGUUCCCAGCAACUUCAGAGACCUUGAGCAUCAGCUCCUCUGGCAGUGCCUCUCACCUGGAUGACCCGGAAUCCACCGCCGGCUCGGACGGGAGGAAUGAGUAUUCCAUGGCUACCGUGCUCUUCCUCUGCUUUGCAGUUAUGCCGUUCUUGGUCAGUUUCCCAUUUGCAGGGGUGGCCACCGUAGGACUGGGACCUUUGAGCCGUGCUGGCGCAGCCUGGACCUUCUUGGCAGCCGUGGCAGCCUAUGUCUUGAAGGAUGCUACACAACGUGGCCGGAUCCACAGUGGAAAGACCUUUCGCUACCUGAGGCGGACAACCAGACGAAGAUAUGAGGACUGGACAUGAGGACAUGCGUCCCCUGAGCUAUCAAUUUUCAGAGUCUAAAUUGCUUUCAGCAUGGUUUAGCUUUCAAUUUAGAGUCAAGAAAGUCUUGGCCGCCUUGGCCUUGGCUCAUUGUGUGGAUCUGUUUUUGGACUCAGGUGGGGCUUUGUGGCUUCUUCUGGAAGCCACUUGCUGCUUGUAGCCUUGACGUUUGCGGGCAUGGACGGUGGACGCGCAGCCUUGCACAAAUUCUACGCAGGGACAAUGUCCUGUCCCAAAUUAGCUUGGCUAUCUUUGGUGAUGCAUGCCUUGGUGGUCUUCGCUGCGUUGACGCCACCACCGAAGGUCGCCAAAGCUGCGAACACACCGCCUGCGGCACCGACCUUUGAAGAGCCGCUCCCUCCGCCUCCGCCAGACCCCGUCGUGUCGCCGUCGCCAGUGGCGCCAGUGGCGGCACCUGUCGUGUCACCUCCACCGGUCGCCACCGGAGGAAGUUUUGAGGUGAACCAGCGGGUGCUGUUCCGUGGGCAAGGAGGCACCGUGCGGUACAUUGGAGAGACGAACAUUGGGGUUGGGGAAUGGAUCGGAGUGGAGAUGGAUGAUGAGAUUGGAACACAUGAUGGCAGCCUCUUCGGUGUUCGCUACUUCACUUGUGCGGACCGGAAGGGGGUCUUUGCACAACCUUCGCAGUUGCAAGGUGCAUAACUCGACCUCAUCGAGGGAAUCCCAAAAGAUGAGGUGCAGGUGUAUGAUUUUCUAAUAAUUCGAUCAACGACCAUGCCAGCAAGGAUCAAAA
Durusdinium trenchii is the source of this 1800-nucleotide messenger RNA. The record is from the annotation of a GenBank genome assembly. NCBI's taxonomy places the organism in Eukaryota, Dinophyceae, Suessiales, Symbiodiniaceae.